Molecule: messenger RNA, 1839 nt
Organism: Musa acuminata AAA Group (dessert banana)
Lineage: Eukaryota; Viridiplantae; Streptophyta; Magnoliopsida; Zingiberales; Musaceae
Product: probable glycerol-3-phosphate acyltransferase 3
Exons: 2
Coding region: 188-1750 (520 amino acids)
Biological process (GO): cutin biosynthetic process
Cellular component (GO): membrane
Molecular function (GO): glycerol-3-phosphate 2-O-acyltransferase activity; phosphatase activity
Source: RefSeq, a predicted model, not a curated record
GAAGAUAGCCUCUGGAGUUUUUAUGUCCUGUCAUGACUUCAAUUCCCAUUUAUAAUCUCUGUCUCUCUCUCUCUCUAUAUCUCUGUUUAUCCCUCUCUAUAUAUAACCUUACUUCUUCUCGUGUUUGUCAGCUAGACUGAAAGAUAUCUUUUCAGGACAGAGCGAGAGAGAAGGAGAGAGAGGGCGGAUGAUUUCGAAGGCUUUCCUCGAGUCCCUUUACCUGUUCUACAGGUUCAUGCUAAAGAGACUGAGGAAUUCUUAUACAACCUACGGAAGAACACACAAGUGUCCUCCCCCGGACAAGCUCUCCACCCAGACCAUAGUAUGUGACAUGGAGGGAGCGCUUCUCAGGAAUUCCUCCACCUUCCCAUACUUGAUGCUGGUGGCACUGGAGGCGGGAGGGUUCUUGAGAGGCCUACUUCUCUUGUCUCUCUACCCCCUCAUCUCUUGCCUGAGCCGUGAACUGGCCCUGCGGCUCAUGGUCUUCGUUUGCUUCCUCGGUGUGAGGAAGGAGAGCUUCAGGAUGGGGCGAGCCGUGCUCCCCAAGUUCUUCCUGGAAGACGUGGGGCUGGAAGGCUUCGAGGUGUUGAGGAGAGGAGGGAGGAGGGUGUGCGUCAGUUCCAUGCCCACCGCUAUGGUGGAAGGCUUCCUUAAGGAGUACUUGAACGUCGAGGUGGUGCUGGGGAGGGAGCUGAAGGUGUUUGCUGGCUACUACACUGGUUUGAUGGAGGAGACCGAGGUGAAGGCUGGCUUGGCUUUGGAGGAGUUGCUUGCGGGUGGGAGGGUGACGGAAGACGGAAUCGUCGGAUUCGGAGGCUACUCCAGUUCUCUUCACCAGCAGCUCUUUACUUGCUGCAAGGAAGUCUACUUGGUGAGUGAGGUUGAGAAGAGAAGGUGGCAGCAGCUACCGAGAUCGAGCUAUCCUAAGCCCCUGGUCUUCCAUGACGGCAGAAUAGCGUUCAGGCCGACCCCCAUGUCCACCCUCUUCAUGUUCCUGUGGCUUCCCCUCGGCUUACCCCUCGCCGUCGCCCGGGCCCUCGUCUUCAUCUGCCUCCCCUACGCCCUCUCCACCCCUCUGCUCGCCACCCUGGGCAUGCGCAACCGGUGCGUCACCUCCUCAACGGCGCACCCCAAGGCGGACGGCGGUUCCCACGGCAGCAAGCAGCUCUACAUCAGCAACCACCGCACCCUCCUUGACCCCCUCUGCAUCGCCGCGGUCCUCCGCCGCAACGUCACCGCCACCACCUACAGCGUCAGCCCCAUCAACGAGUGGAUCUCCCCCAUCCGGACCAUCAGACUGACGAGGAACAGGGAGGAGGACAGGCGGCGGAUGAAGAAGCUGCUGGAGGAGGGGGACCUCGUGGUGUGCCCCGAAGGGACGACGUGCCGCGAGCCGUAUCUGCUCCGCUUCAGCCCGCUGUUCGCGGAGGUGAGCCAGGAGGUAGUCCCCGUCGCGCUGGAGGCGUCGGUCACCAUGUUCUACGGCACGAGCACCAGCAAGUUCAAGUACCUCGACCCCUUGUACUUCCUCAUGAACCCCUCCCCACGCUACGAGGUGGAGUUCAUGGGCAAGGUGGCCACCGGCUCCAUCGGUGGGAAGGAGUGCAGCAGCUACGAGAUCGCCAACCAUCUGCAAGGGCAGAUCGGAAGGCUUCUGGGGUUUGAGUGCACCAAUCUGACCAGGAAAGACAAGUACUUGAUGCUCGCAGGCAACGAAGGGUUCGUCGAGCGAGACAUCAAUAGGAGGUGAUGUGUGUCCAGUCGUUUAAGUCGUAUGAUUAUUCUUUCGUGUAAAAGAAAAGAACAAACAAUACAACACAAACAAGGUUGUUAUGGUUA